AAAAGGUUGGGAAGAUGAAGCAGUUCUAAUCAUUCCAACUCUGUUAGAUCCUUAUUUCAAAAUGACUUUAUUCCCAGUUGAAAAACAUAUGCAAUAUAAAGACUAUCUUAUUUAUGAAAUUCGAAAACAAUGCCCUCCAAUUAUUGUGCAUCAAAAUGAAUUUGGAUCUAUAUCAACAACAACUACAAACGAAUCCAAUCCAUUCAAACGAGUUAAAAAUUAUUUAUCUGGAAAUACAAGUCUUGAAAAUGAUUCAAUUUCGCCUCCAGUGCUAGAUGAGCGAUUUCAAAUUUAUUCGGAAGUAGAAGAUUAUUUAACUUCCCCAACAGAAACAGAAUUUCACGAUGUCUCCUCCUAUUGGAAAAACAAAACAACCCAAACAAAAUUUCCCCAUUUAACAGAACUUUUUUUAAAAUUUUGUUGUGCCCCAGCAACCUCCUCAGAAUCGGAACGUUUAUUUUCUACAGUAAAUUCAACUUUGGGUGCUAUGAGAAAGGGGUUGAGUGGAGAACAUUUGGAACAAUUAGUGUUUUGUAGACACAAUAUUUUAAUUAAUGGAUUUUUUUGA
Molecule: messenger RNA, 568 nt
Organism: Meloidogyne enterolobii
Lineage: Eukaryota; Metazoa; Nematoda; Chromadorea; Rhabditida; Meloidogynidae
Source: the annotation of a GenBank genome assembly